Messenger RNA from Coniophora puteana RWD-64-598 SS2, 1572 nucleotides. RefSeq lists its product as uncharacterized. Lineage: Eukaryota; Fungi; Basidiomycota; Agaricomycetes; Boletales; Coniophoraceae. The transcript is spliced from 2 exons. The record is from RefSeq and is a predicted model, not a curated record. The coding region runs from base 1 to 1572 and encodes 523 amino acids.
AUGCGCCACUGUUUAUCCAUACCCGAGUUACUCCAAGGCGUAUUAUGGUUUCUCACGUACGAUUCCAAAAGAAAAUCGCUCGCCAGGCUUUCCAGGACUCGAAAAAAGCUAUACGAUCCUGCUUUAGAUGCAUUGUACUACAAGACCCACGAAAUCGCCCGCCUUCUUAUGCUUCUCCCUGCCGACUCUUGGAUCGUCGGCGAAAGCAAACGCUUUACCAGACUUUUAACGAAAAAUGAUUGGAAUGCCUUCCAGAAAAACUCUGAGUGGAUACGUCUGCUGGGACACUCUAGCACUCCUACGUUCUAUGUCGCCGCUUCCGUACUACAUGAAGCCUGCUUAUCUCCGCACCUCCCUCUUCUACCCAAUUUACGGACUCUACAGUGGACGAACAAGGAGUUUCAUGGAACAUUUAUUCCCCAACGGCUCUUUUCAGUCGUAGCCCUACUUGGGGAUACAUGCGCAUCUAUCCAACAGCUUUGUCUCUCGAGCGAGGAAGUGGACGAAAACAUCCACGCCUGGACGACUUUGACCGACGUCCUCCCAACCAUGGCGUCUUUACGAUCUUUGGAGCUCGAACUAACCAGCAACAAUGUUUUAUCGAUACUACAAACUCUUCCGUCGCUCGUCGAGUUCGUAUUUGUCCCACCCCACGACCUGCCACCCACUCUACGCGAAAACAGACACGACAGUCUGCAAUACCUUUACUCGGGAUCUGGGCAGUUUUCUCACUUCUGCAAUGCUCUCAACAACAUUGGCUAUAUACCUCAGCUUCGCGUUCUCAAAGCCCGUUCAACAGGACACACUUUGGAGCAGAUCCACGACUUCUUCGCCGAACUGCUCUUACAUGCCGAGCCUUAUAACCUAGGCACUCUUACUCUUGUUGAAGAGUCGAGUUGGGAUAAUCUGCCCCCGGAGGAUCCUAGCAUCCCCAUAGAUUGGGGAAGUUUGCGCCCCCUACUCCAAUUUCGUCGAUUGAAGAAGCUCGUCAUUGGCAUUCGUCUGUCUUUCAGACUAACAGACUACGAACUGGAUGACAUGUCGCAAGUGUGGACUGAAAUGGAGCAUUUAGCUCUCAUCGGUUUCGAAACGUCUUUCAUCACGCCGGAAACGUCUCUCUGGGGCGUUGCCGUCCUUAUCAGCAACUACGUCCACCUGCGUAUCUUGCAUCUCUCUAUUGACGCAGCGAUCUACUGCAACCCGCCUCCGACGGUGGGUGCUCUUGGCAAGCGCGUCGUUGAGGUCGACUUCCACAACUCGCCGAUCGACGAUCCAUUCUACGUUGCUUCCUAUCUUUCUAACGUCCUUCCAAAAUACUCAUACAUUGGUGCACACAUCCCUCGCCCAUCCCGCCUCCUCGAAGGUGAAAUACGCCGAAGUAAGUGGGAGGUGGCGAGAAACUUGCUUAAAGGACUAUACAUGAAGCAAGAGUACGACUUUCAGUGGAAGACUGCGAGGGGAAAGUCUGGAGAACGUCUUACUCCCGGACAACGUGGACAAAGUUGGAACUUUAUCACAGAUUUUAGGAAGGAUGGAUUGUUUUGGGAGAGCGACAUGCUAGGCGAGUUUUAG